CUCCAACCUCACACUUUUCAAUCCAAAUAAAUCUUAAAUUCAAAAUGCCACCAAAGGGAGUUGCAAGCAAGGCACCAGCUGCCGCCAAGGCACCUGCAUCCGCAUCAAAGGCCCCAGCUAGCAAGCAAGAUGCUGGCAAGAAGACCACCACCAGCGAAGGAAAGCCACGCAAGAAGAAGGGACGCAAGGAGACUUACUCUUCAUACAUUUACAAAGUUCUCAAGCAAGUUCACCCAGAUACCGGUAUCUCCAACCGCGCCAUGUCUAUCUUGAACUCCUUUGUCAACGAUAUCUUUGAGCGCGUCGCCACUGAGGCAUCCAAGCUCGCUGCUUACAACAAGAAGAGCACAAUCUCAUCAAGAGAAAUUCAAACCUCUGUUCGUCUUAUUCUCCCCGGUGAACUCGCCAAGCACGCCGUCUCUGAGGGUACCAAGGCUGUCACCAAGUACUCUUCAUCCACGAAAUAAGUUGUCUUUUCUUUGGGGUUUAGGGGGAUAUCGGAUAUGCUUGAGCUCUGGGGUCAUCUCAUAGAUGAUGGCUGUUGUUGUUCGAGGACCUUGGGGUUUUCUUUUUAAUGCGUUAUGGAUGGUCUGCUUUUUAUGGGGGCAAAUGUCUUCACGGUCUGUUUUCGGGGUACGUGGCUGUACAAUAAACAAACGUCUUCAUCAGAAUAGGGAAUUAGAAGACGAAAUUCAAACAUCAACUUAA
Molecule: messenger RNA, 708 nt
Organism: Botrytis fragariae
Lineage: Eukaryota; Fungi; Ascomycota; Leotiomycetes; Helotiales; Sclerotiniaceae
Product: putative histone h2b protein
Exons: 4
Coding region: 45-467 (140 amino acids)
Biological process (GO): nucleosome assembly
Cellular component (GO): nucleosome
Molecular function (GO): protein heterodimerization activity; DNA binding; structural constituent of chromatin
Source: RefSeq, a predicted model, not a curated record